AAGGCUAUAUUGGUAUAUAGGGUUUGGAUAUGUGUAAAUAGACGAGCUCUACGGCUAUAGUUGAAGCUACGGAGUGGCCCCGCCAUAAUCAGCUGUCGCCACUUCUGCCUACGCCUUACGUACACUCCCGAGACAACCCUGGGAGCUUUGCCGGAUUCCGAUUCUAAGUAGACUGUGACCUCCUCUAUGUAUCUGACCCAGAGCGAAGCCCUCAGGUACUCGACCGACAGAGGCAUUCCUUCUGCCGCUGCCGCUACAGCUUCGCAUUUGGCCUCUUGGACCCCACCACCAGGUGUCGAUGUUCCUGCCGCCGUUGAACCUCUCCUCGCCGGCAUCAAACGCUCUUCUGAAGUGCUCUAUCAUCCGACUAUUAUGGGUGCCCAUAACAUUAUUGGGCAAAGUGAAGCUUGGUAUUCUACCAGCUCCCUAGCCAAGCGUUAUAGAUUCGAGAGUGCAAGCAAUUUGCCUAUAUAUCCACAGAGGCCAGGAGAGAAGGAUUGCGCCCACUAUAUGCUCACACGAACCUGUAAAUUUGGAGAUAGCUGCAAGUUUGACCAUCCUGUUUGGGUUCCUGAGGGUGGAAUCCCAAAUUGGAAAGAG
This is a messenger RNA of Jatropha curcas, 600 nucleotides long. The record is from RefSeq and is a predicted model, not a curated record. Lineage: Eukaryota; Viridiplantae; Streptophyta; Magnoliopsida; Malpighiales; Euphorbiaceae.